AUGGGUCGAUUUCACUACCUGGAGACCCAAGCCUAUGACUGCGGCCACGAGAUCACCGUUACGCGCGAGAGCAACCGCUUCGUAGCGUACACGUUCACGCCGCAGUAUAUCCCCUGUCGGGAGUGUACGCGGAGGCUCAAGAUCGAGCGGAGCCGGAAGGUUGCUGCUGCUGCUGCUGCUGCCGCGACGUUCGUGAAGGAGGAGGAGGAGAUGAAGGCUGGGGAUGCUGCUGCCCCUCUUGAGGCCGCUGGAAAGGAGGUCGAGAGCGUGCGGCUUGAUCAAACUGCUGGGAGGCCGGGGGAGGAGGUUACGGAAGGUCGCGAGGUCCAGGAGGGAGAGGGGAAACGGGUUGAGGAUGUGGAAGGGACGCGACGCGUCGACGAGCACAAGGACGAGGACGAGGAUGGUGACUGGUGUUUGGUUGAAGCGUCUGAUGGUAGAUCUGAGGAGGACGAGGGCGUUUGGAAAGGGUCCGGAAGGCGAAAGUGGUUGUUCUAA
Messenger RNA from Drepanopeziza brunnea f. sp. 'multigermtubi' MB_m1, 498 nucleotides. RefSeq lists its product as uncharacterized. The record is from RefSeq and is a predicted model, not a curated record. Lineage: Eukaryota; Fungi; Ascomycota; Leotiomycetes; Helotiales; Drepanopezizaceae.